AUGGCCACGUUGCCAACGUUCAGCGGAUCGUUGUCGCAAAGUAAUGACGCUGUUUACCCUGCAGCGGUGACCUACACCAGCGCCCCGGUGACCAUGCCAGUCACCACGCCGGUGGUCACUGCAGCUCCAAUCACCACCAGUGCACCCAUUACAACGACGGCACCCACUAGGACUCUGCCUCCAGUGACCUAUUCGAGCACCAGCACUCCGCCCAUGUCCUAUGCUCAGGGUGUGCCCUUCUCGUCAUCGAUGAACUUGGGCCUGGGCAACUUGGGCAACCUGGGCAACCUGGGCAACUUGGGCUUGGGCGGCCUAGGCGGCCUGGGCCUGAACAAGGGCAAGGCUGACAGCGUCUUCGGGCCAGUGAACUUCAAGUUCGUGAAGGAUGACGAGUUCGAGAUGCGGUCGCAAGCGUCGCCCAGUCGUUCGGCUUGGGGGGAUCUUGCGGGAUUUCCACCGCCGGCUGAGAGCAACCACAUGCAGGAGGCGAAUCGUCUGGACAUGGAAAUUGCUGCGCACGACCAGAAAGUGCGCGACUUGGCCUCGCAGCCUUUGACAGUGGAAAACCUGGAGACCCAGAUCCAGGAGUUGCUUGACGGCCAAGAGUCCCUGCGCUACGAACUCCGUCAGGUGAAAAUGCAGGUGGAGCAGAAUGCUCAUGAUUUGGAGGCGACUUCGCGGCAAGUCCAGUUUCUCCAGGGCUUGCGGCGACAGACGGGAGAUGCGGCCUUCGCUGGGAGUGGCUAUGGCACACAGUACUUGCCACCAACGGCAGUAUCACAACCGAUGCCGCCCAUGGCCAUGCCGCAGUCGGCCCCUCCCACCAUGCCGCGCAUGUCGACCCCGCAGAUGUCGCAGCCUCCGGCCAUGGCACCCUCACGCGAGGUGCCGCCUGUGCCAGUCUCCCCACAACAGUCACAUCAGUCUCAUCACAGCAGGUCGCAGCGCGUCAGCUUGCCUGCCAAGCGUCAUGAAGAUGCGGUGCACGCCAUGAUGGGCUACAACGAGGACACCUUGGACCUGCAGAGCACCACGGAUUACUUCUCGAAGGCGACUAGGGGAUAUAACACAUAA
Molecule: messenger RNA, 1074 nt
Organism: Cladocopium goreaui
Lineage: Eukaryota; Dinophyceae; Suessiales; Symbiodiniaceae
Source: the annotation of a GenBank genome assembly